UCUGCCCUGUCUGCCUCGCAGCAGCUCCCGUUGGCUUCUGUUCCUUCCCUGCCCAGGGGCGAUGCUAAGCCCCAGAAAUCUGCUGCCUCCGUUGUGACUGGCCUUGGGGUCCCCCGUGCGGACUCCUCCCACACCCUCGGCCUGGCCGCUGGCGCCCACCACAUCCAGGAUCCAGUGGCCAGGGCGUGUGUUUCCUCCUCCUUCCUCCCCAGGGCUCCCUGCACCGGCCUGUCACAGCCACCUCCCUCCCUCCGCACUUGGGAACAGGCAUGACUGGUGGGGCCUCUGCCUCCCUCAGCCCAGUGGCAGGCCAAAGGGGACUCGAGGAGGGGCCUCCCUCUCAACACUUGGUCCACUGCAGAGGCCCACCCUGGCUGUGAGCCUCACCUGCUCCCGUGCCGUCACCUCCUCAAGUCCCCUGUGGGUGCUCCAGACAAGGAGACUGCCGGUGGGGGAGGGGAGAGGACGGGCAGGCCCAGGGCCACUGCUGCCCAGCUGCAUCAAUAGCUUCACCCUCCAAGGGACUAGGGAGGGCCUGCAGUGGGCAGGCCGCAACCAGCAUCUCGGCUGCCUCCCUGUGCCCCUGGCCUGUGGGCACCGACUGCCAAGGGCUGGCAUGUCUCGCUCCGGAACGAGGUCUUCGGGACAAUGCUGCCCGCUUUCUGGCCAGGGAGGGCCUUCUUGUCUUUGCUCUGAGGGGUCCUGGGGCUGGGGGUACUGCUGAGGCGGUCUCGUACCCCCACCUUCCCUGUGGCUCAUCCUUCCUCAUGUGGUGGGACAGGAUUGGUUCAGCUGGAGCCCACGUGGCUUGCCAGGUCAGGCCUCGCCCCUCUUCCUCCUUCCUGGCAGCCUCUGCUAAAGGCCUCUUAGAUAUUAUGGGUCAUUGUGCCCGUAAAACGUACACCAUCUCCCCUUCUUGCCGGAAGACUAGCCUGUGAGAUGUGAGCCCGGCAGCAUGGAAAGUGCCCGAGGUCACUGGGGCGAACCGAGGUCCCGUCCUGAGUGCGGCCUUCCCUUUCUUGGCUAAGCACGGCACGUGCAGUCACCUCUUGCCCACUCCCGAGCUCACUUUAGCCUCAUGAGGGGCAACCUGGUCCCUCGUGACACAGGUGGAGCUCUGCCCUGGAGAAGGGGGCUUGCCGCCUUGCUGGGAGUCGCCCCAGCUCAGCUGCUAAAUCCUGGCCCGGGUCAGACUUGGAGGCCAGGCUGGGUGGAAGGCUCACACUUCUUCCUCGUGCCUGUGAUGACACGUUCCUCCAGCCCACGGCCCAGCUUGUGGGGAGCCUGCGUGUGGCCUAGGAGCCUGCUUUCCAACUUGUAAACACAGGGCGUGUGUCUCAGCAGCUGUGAGUGAGCGAGGGGCUGGCAAGCCGGCUGCACAGGUCGUGCGGCCUUAGGCCGCCUCGUUGCCCAACAGGCGGCUGGGGGCGGGCCAUGGCCACUGAUUAAAGGCCGCCUGCAGCAGCCUGUGUGGAGACAGGUGCCCAGCAGCCCAGGAAGCCGGCCAGCACCCGCCCCAGGUAAGCCAGCGCAGCAGGGUUGGUGAGGACAGCUGCCAGGAGCCCAGAGGCAGGUGGCCAGGUUGGGGAAGGCACCUGUGUGCCAGGGAGGCCAGAGGAGGCCAAACCAAGGAUGCUUGGCUGCCUGCUUCCCGACAGAUGACCCUAGGGGUGCAGGCUCCCAGCCAGGGUGUCUCAGUGAAGACACCAUUCUAGGCUGGCACCUCCCCAGGUCCCUGGUGACACGGACCCGGUGCACUUUGCCUGUCAGGUACCUGGAGGCAGGUGGCAGAGGCCUCCGGGCCGGGAUCGGGGCAGACCAGCCCUACCUUUUGCUGUUUACUAGUUGGUAGUAGUGACAAUGGCCAGGGCGGGACUGGGGCACAGAAUGGAGAGGGUGUCGAGGCCCCGGGAGGCCUCACCCUGAACAAAGGGGUUGGAGCACUGGCCACGGAGUCGGCUGUAUGUGGCUGGGCCCAGGCAUCCCCAUCACUUUGGCCCUCAGGUUUUGUGCCUCUUGCCCUGGCAGCUUUAGGCUUUGCUGUCCCCGUGAGCACAUCACCAUGUCCGAGGCACCCCGGGCCGAGACUUUCGUCUUCCUGGAUCUGGAAGCCACUGGGCUCCCCAGUAUAGAUCCCGAGGUGGCUGAGAUAUCCCUGUUUGCGGUGCACCGCUCCGCCCUGGAGAACCCAGACCGAGACGAGGCUGGUGCCCCUGUGCUGCCCCGGGUCCUGGACAAGCUCACGCUGUGCAUGCGUCCAGAGCGCCCUUUCACCGCCAAGGCCAGCGAGAUCACCGGCCUGAGCAGCGACAGCCUGGCGCGGUGCCGGAAGGCCGGCUUCGACGACGCCGUGGUGCGGACGCUGCAGGCCUUCUUGAGCCGCCAGGAGGGCCCCAUCUGCCUUGUGGCCCACAACGGCUUUGAUUAUGACUUCCCCCUGCUGUGCACAGAGCUGCGGCGCCUGGGCGCCCACCUGCCCCCGGACACCGUCUGCCUGGAUACACUGCCUGCGCUGCGGAGCCUGGACCGUGCCCACAGCCAUGGCACCCGGGCCCAGGGCUGCAAGGGUUACAGCCUGGGCAGCCUCUUCCGCCGCUACUUCCAGGCCGAGCCAAGUGCAGCCCACUCAGCCGAGGGUGAUGUCCACACCCUGCUCAUGGUCUUCCUGCACCGCGCUGCUGAGCUGCUUGGCUGGGCUGACGAGCAGGCCCGAAGCUGGGCCCGCAUCGAGCCCAUGUAUGUGCCACCCGAUGGCCCGAGCCUUGAAGCCUGAGUGCCACGGGCUCAGUGAGACCACCACCCAGGGGGAUGAGGCCCACUCUCAGCAUGGGUGGCACCAGCUUUGACCAGUCAGGCUCUGAGGCCUGGAGCUGGCCCCGGACCAGUGCCCCACUGCCCCUCCCCCCCGUCCUCGUAGCCAGCUAGCCCCGGGCCUGUGCACCUGCCAGGCCUCCUCCUGGCCCCGGCCUGUGUAGCCUUGUAGCCCUGGAGCUUUCUGCCAGCCCCACCCCCGGACUGUGCUGUAGUGAUUUGUUGCUGCAGGCUCCCGCCCUUCACCUGGUCUCUCAAUAAACAACAGCUACUCACCA
This is a messenger RNA of Leptonychotes weddellii (Weddell seal), 3089 nucleotides long. NCBI's taxonomy places the organism in Eukaryota, Metazoa, Chordata, Mammalia, Carnivora, Phocidae. The record is from RefSeq and is a predicted model, not a curated record.